AUGGCUCUAAAGAUAGUAGAGGAAGCACAUGAUUUAAUGAAGAAGGAGCAAAAAAAGACACUCACCGCUAGAAAUAUCCAAUACGCUUGCAGAAUUGCUAUAAAUGGGCAACUUGGAAUGCACUCUAUUGUACAAGGGAUGUAUGCAGUCUCUCAAGAAGAAGAAGAAGAUAAACGUAUGUUUCCAGAAGAUAUUCAAACCGUCAUGACAAUCACUCCAGUCCACAUCAAACUUGCUUUAUCGUUGGACGAGGAAUUAUUUGGUUUGCUUCCAAGUUCAACUGUGAUUGCUGGUGUUGGUAACCUGCGUUUUGUUGAUCAACCUGUAAAUGAUUUAAAUGAACAAGAAAAACAAGAGGAUCAAAAAGAAGAAGAAGAUUAUGAUGAUGAAGAGGAAGAUGAAGAGGAGGAGGAAGAGGAGGAAGAAAACAAAAAUUUUCAACCUCAAUCAAAAAAUAAUAGUAAUAAUAUUAAUAAUAAUAAUAAUAAUAAUAAUAAUAAUAAUAAUAAUAAUAAUAAUAAUAAUAAUAAUAAUAAUAGUGGUAAUAAUAAUAAUAUUUAUAAUAAUAAUAAUAAUAAUAAUGUUAUAUUUAAAUGUAAUGGUCCAACUGAACACCCAUUAAAAGUUUGGUGUCAACAAGAAUUUGAUGAAUGUUAUUUUUAUUUAGAGGAACCAAUCUCUAGAUCAAAGAUUGCAGCAUUUGACAUGGACGAUACUCUUAUCAGAACAAAGUCUGGUGCCAAGUUUGCUCAAUCACAAUCGGACUGGCUUUUCUGGGAUGAUAAAGUUCCAUCAAAGAUUGCUGAAUACUAUAGACUUGGAUACCAAAUUGUAAUUGUUACAAAUCAAGGUGGUAUUGGAAUACACGGCAAACACGAUCAUACCAAAUUCUCUCAAGUCAGUGGAAAGAUUCAAGACCUAUUUAGAAUUUGGAAUAUGCCAUGUAUUGCUAUCAUGGCAUGUGAUGUCGAUGGUUUGUGGCGUAAACCAAGUAAAUUAAUGUGGAACUUCCUCGUUGAAGAGUGUACAGAUGGUUCUGUAUCUAUCAACAGUAAAGAUUGUAUAUAUGUUGGUGAUGCUGCUGGAAGACCAGACAAUUGGAAAUCAGGAAAGAAAAAAAAUUUUGCAUCAUCAGAUCUUGGAUUCGCACUUUCAUCUGGCAUUGCAUUCAAAACUCCAGAAGAAUUCUUUUUAGAUGAACCUCCUUUUGUGUUUGAUCAGACAGUAGGUGCAAAUGGAAUCAUUUCAAGUGACAAGAUACCAAAGGUAGCUACAACAGGUGAUAUUAUCCAAGGUGGUGCUAAUAUCAUUCCACCAUUUCAACGUCAAGAGCUUGUUAUUAUGGUUGGUCUUCCAGCAUCUGGAAAGAGUACAUUUACAGAGACUCAUUUUGUUCCAGCUGGCUAUAGUCGUGUAAAUAGAGAUACUCUAAAGACAAAAGAAGCUUGUUAUAAGGCUUGUCAAUUUGCAUUGGAUCAAGGUAAAUCAGUUGUAAUAGAUAAUACCAAUCCAUCAAAAGAAGAUAGAAAAGUAUUCAUAGAUAUGGCUAAAAAAUUGGGAAUACCAAUUAGAUGUUUUAGAAUGAAUACACCACUCGAUUUGGCACAACAUUUAAAUUACUUUAGAGAAAGAAAACAAGGUGUCAAACAUGUUCCAAAUAUUGGAUACAAUAUGUUUAACAAAUAUUUACAAGAACCUCAAUUGAAUGAAGGAAUCGAUGAAAUCAAUCAUGUCAAUUUCAUUCUCAAUAUCAAUCCAAAUGAUGUCAGUGAUUGGAACAUUCCAAAACCCAAAUAA
Molecule: messenger RNA, 1797 nt
Organism: Cavenderia fasciculata
Lineage: Eukaryota; Evosea; Eumycetozoa; Acytosteliales; Cavenderiaceae
Gene: PNKP
Product: SAP DNA-binding domain-containing protein
Exons: 6
Coding region: 1-1797 (598 amino acids)
Biological process (GO): DNA repair
Molecular function (GO): double-stranded DNA binding; protein heterodimerization activity; polynucleotide 3'-phosphatase activity
Source: RefSeq, a predicted model, not a curated record